UGAUACUGAUAGUAUCAUUUCCCGCGUAUUUGAUUUCACAAGUAUUUAAAAUAUCUACAUAACGUUACAAGUGCACAUUAAACUAAUUAUACGUAUAUACAGUAUAAACUUAGUUUUAUCAAUAGUAACUUUAUUUCCAAAAGCUAAAGGCAGGUUGAUUUUAUAAAAACUGUUGUGUCCCAAGUGUUUUGCUCUUUGCUUUUUAAAUUCAACUGUUAAACUAAAUCAGUAAAUGUUUUUAAAACUAUGUUCGUUCGGUGCAUAAGCAGAACGCAAGUUCAUCACUUGUACUUAUUUGACAGAUUUUGGAAGAACUUUACUCAUGAAAGUCAAAAAGUGGUAAACUACAAAAUCAUUACGAAGAACAAAAAAAUCCUCCAUUUCAGACAAAUUCGCAAUAACAUUAACAUUACGACCUCCAGAUCUCUUCAUCAAGAUGUUGAUCCAAAGAAGAAGAAAUACAGUGUGAGAAACUUUACAGUUGAUAUGUCAAAAUUCCAACAAAAAUAUAUCAGAAACUUUGGUAUCAUAGCGCAUAUUGAUCAUGGGAAAAGUACAUUAUCAGACAGGCUGUUGGAAUAUACAGGAACCAUAUCGAAGAAUGAGCAGAACAAACAAGUGCUUGACAAGUUACCAGUCGAGAGAGAAAGAGGCAUCACUGUUAAGGCUCAAAGUGCCUCUAUUUUUUAUGAAUAUGAGGGAAAUGCUUACCUUCUCAAUCUGAUUGAUACACCCGUAAGUGAAAUUAUCAUUUUUAAAAAAGUUUGGUAAAUGCUAUAAAGUACUUUAAUCUUUUGCACUCCUA
Molecule: messenger RNA, 805 nt
Organism: Limulus polyphemus (Atlantic horseshoe crab)
Lineage: Eukaryota; Metazoa; Arthropoda; Merostomata; Xiphosura; Limulidae
Product: translation factor GUF1, mitochondrial-like
Exons: 4
Coding region: 247-771 (174 amino acids)
Biological process (GO): positive regulation of translation
Cellular component (GO): mitochondrion
Molecular function (GO): GTP binding; mitochondrial ribosome binding; GTPase activity
Source: RefSeq, a predicted model, not a curated record